AUGGCCGACAAACCCCAACCCCCGCCGCGGAAACGCUACAUCCAGUCAAUGGAUGAUUUCUGGAGACUCGAGAAGGAGGCGCUGAAUCCCCCAGAAAACGGUGCUGCUACCCCUGUCGACCUUCCCAAGACGAACGAGGAACGAAUGGUAUGGGUCGACCAGCUGAUUACAUCUUUCCGCAACAUGUCGAAUAUCUGCGAUUCGACGGCCGACAACCACGGCCAUAUCAGGUUCGUUCGGGAGGAACUGACAGACAAGGACGCGGAGCGCAUGGCUUGGAAGAUCCUGGCCGAAAUGGAGGCAUGCGAAAGCCGUUCUGCAAGCCACGCCCAGACCAGAAUCAUCAAGGCGGUGUUCAAGGACUUCACCACCAGAAUGAGGAUCUUUCUUGCGGUCAUGGAUUGCUGCAAAGCCGCCGUUGCCAAUCUUUUCCAGCCCUCCAUCGUUGAGAGGUUUGUCUACAACCCGGUUACCGAGCUGAACACAAAGCUCUCCAACCUCCAUACCAACCAGAUCAAGGCGCACAACGUCAGAAUCGCCGACGCGGUCAAGAAGCAUGGUUCCGCGUCGUUUGACCAUAACACUUGCGAAGUCAAGGACGGCAAUGGCAGAGUCCUUGUGGUUCUUCCCCGCCCACAGAAGCGAAGGAUUGCGGAGUUCUUCCCGGCCGACCUCCUCCCGCAUGCGAAGGCCAAGCGCGCUUAUCGCCGGCGAGUCCAGGCACCCGCCAACAACCAAUCUGACGCCGACAACGAACCUAACGGUGACAACAAUCCUGAUCUUGACAAUCACCCCAGUGGCAACAAUGAGCAUAUUUUUGACGACGAGCACGACGACGAGGGCAAUGCCGCCAACAUCCUUCAGGAUGACAACGAACCCAUAGCACCGAAUGCGCAGCCAGUACAUGUCGCCUCAGGUCUCUCCGUCAACGAGCGAGCUUUCAUUUCUUCGAUGGUCAACCAUGAGCUUGGUCGCGCAGGUGGCGCCGGCUCAUCGCCGUUUGUUCUCCAGGGCCAGGGAAAUACCGGCCACCAAACACGUCUCCAGCCUGCCGAUCAGGCCUCGCUCUUUGCUGUUCGGGGCCAUGUUUUUCAUCAUCAUGCCAAUGGCCAGGGCGGACCUGCCGGCGUAGGCUCAUCGAGUCAUUCUCAUAAUCAGCACAGGAAUGGUAACAUAAAUGCCUUGUACCAUAUGCCCCAGAAGCGCAAUCUGUCGAAUGUAUUGGGCCCCGACGCUGCUCAACCAGAGCCGAAAAAGGCGAAGAUUCUGACCGCUACAAUGAGCAACGGCAGCGUGAACAAGAUGAGCAUGGACAACGCCAACACGAGCAAUGUGAGCGUAAAUAACGGAAGCAACGUUGCACACAACGUGUACGGCGAGGAUGCUACCAAUGGCGAGAGUGAAGACGACAGCAACGAGGAGAGUAAUGGCAGUGACAACGAUAGCGACAAGAACGAAGACGCUGAGAGCUACGACGACACUGACUAUGACGAGGAUGGCGACAACCACGCGUCAAGGGACGAUGACGACCACGAGUACGGUGACAACUCGUAUGGCGACGACGACAACGGCGAAGCAUCGGACAAUGGCGAGUCAAGGUACGGUGAGAACCACGAGCAUGGUGGCAACAACCCGCACACCGACAGCAACUACCAAGCAGGCGACAACUGGAUUGAUUGGUUUACCGCCAAUCCUCAUGGGAACGACAACGGUGGCCCGGCUGGCAUGGACUUGUUUCCAAAUCAUCAGGGCUUUGCGGGCCAAGGCCAUCCCACUCAGGCUCCAGUCCCCGGUCCGGUUCCAGGCCAGACCUUUGAAGGCUCUCACCAGAGCAGCGGCGGAGCUCCUCACACAGCCCCUCUUGUCAACGUCGAUAACUCCUUCCAGCAGUCGUACCCGGCUUCCAGCCGAGCUCAGCGCCAGGCCUUUGAUGGCGCAGGAGCUCAUCAGAGCAACACCGGAGGUUCUCACUGUUGGAGGUAA
Messenger RNA from Sordaria macrospora k-hell, 1983 nucleotides. RefSeq lists its product as uncharacterized. Lineage: Eukaryota; Fungi; Ascomycota; Sordariomycetes; Sordariales; Sordariaceae. The record is from RefSeq and is a predicted model, not a curated record.